CUUCGCGUCACCAUCCAUGGAGAAACGUGGCUUUUCCAAAUUCCAAGUGCCAAACCUUCAACCGAACAUGGUUAACGUUGACCGGGAAUGACCUUCUACGACAACCAUGGUGCGGUUCUGCCCAUGCAGCAAUCACAACUAUCAAUCUUCAUCGAUAUCGACAGAGGAAACAUGGCACAUUUCGUGAUAGCCGGGAAAGCAGAUGACAUUGAAUUCGCCAAGGCGGAAGUGCUCGCGCACCGUCUCCUCACCAACCUUCCCGAUUUCCAUGCCGACUUCAUCUUGAAGCAUCCGCGAGAAUGGGACGCAUUUGUAGAAGCUACGGUCACGCAGAAUCAUUGGACUCAUCGAUUAGCGCGGGAUAGGACGCUGAAGACUCCAAAGAACUUACCGCAAUUGAUAUGGAGGGAGAGUGGGGAGUUGAUUGGCAACACCAAAGAUUUCUUAGACCUUAUGAAAGCGACGUAUGAUCAGGACCUGGACGUCAACGACAUAGAGUUGAGAAGAAUCGCGGAGGAGAACAUGUCGGAGUUGUUGGCGCACACCGCCAAAUGAGCAAAAACGAGUACAUGUGGAGUCUGUAUCUUAGCUCUCCAACUGGUUCUACGGCAUCCGUGCGGCUGCACUCUUGUUGAAUUCAAUUUGUCACUUCGAAUUCAGCACCUUCCUCUUCUACGAUCAGUUCGCGCAUGACUGAGUUCCCGUCCUUCUCAUAUGCCUUUGUGACCCUCUGCACAAGCCCAACGUUUGGCCGACUAUGAGCGGCGUUUGUCCCCGAGAGACGGCUGCCAUCCUGUCAUCUUGGUAGGUGAACACGAGAGACAACAUGGUCAAGCCGUUACCGCCUCCCAUGAAGGUAGGUGUCAGAGGCUAGGUCCAAGUGUGUGAUUGAACUUGCUGGCGGAAGAUGCCUAUGCGUUUGUGUUGUGUGCAUCAGCGAUUCCACUUUUCCAUCGCGUCGACGUGG
Fimicolochytrium jonesii is the source of this 967-nucleotide messenger RNA. RefSeq lists its product as uncharacterized. The coding region runs from base 88 to 555 and encodes 155 amino acids. NCBI's taxonomy places the organism in Eukaryota, Fungi, Chytridiomycota, Chytridiomycetes, Spizellomycetales, Powellomycetaceae. The record is from RefSeq and is a predicted model, not a curated record. The transcript has 3 exons.